Fonsecaea multimorphosa CBS 102226 is the source of this 1419-nucleotide messenger RNA. RefSeq lists its product as uncharacterized. The transcript has 5 exons. The record is from RefSeq and is a predicted model, not a curated record. The coding region runs from base 1 to 1419 and encodes 472 amino acids. Gene Ontology annotation, biological process: proteolysis. NCBI's taxonomy places the organism in Eukaryota, Fungi, Ascomycota, Eurotiomycetes, Chaetothyriales, Herpotrichiellaceae. Gene Ontology annotation, molecular function: serine-type exopeptidase activity; dipeptidyl-peptidase activity.
AUGUUCAUUUCUCUCGCUAUUCUUGUCUUGACAGCGGCACGGACAGCCUUCGGGCAGACCGGAGUCAACUGUACCCAUCCAACUGCAUUCUAUGACCAGACCAUCGACCAUAAUGCCACCAAAAGCGGAACCUUCAAACAACAAUACCAACUUAUCCUAGAUUACUACAAGCCGGGAGGUCCUAUCCUCUUCAUGCAGGGAGCAGAGACCGCGAAUCUCUCUUGCUUGGAGUACAUGGUCUUUGAAGACUGGGCGCCGGCCUUAGGUGCUGCCGUUGUCCAACUCGAGCACCGUUUCUUUGGCGUCAGCAAUCCAAGUACCGCUUCCAACGUUACAGAGCGCUACGAAACCCUCACUCUGGAUAAUGUUCUCCUGGAUUCUGUCACCUUUGUCGAAUACUUGAAGAAAAAUAAUACCGAAUUGAAUAAUGCUAAGGUGAUCGCACAUGGAGGCUCAUAUGGGGGUUGGCUGUCUGCAUUACUGCGACUCAACUAUCCACAGACUUUCUAUGGUUCCAUCGCCUGGGCUGGACCGACGGAGAGCUUUGGACCAGAUUCUUCAGACCCUGCGCGUGGAUAUUGGUACACCUUUCUAUCGAAUAUCUACUCCAGCUACUCCGCGGAAGUUGCUGCCAAAAUCAAAGCUGCACUUGCAACCUAUCAAGGCUACAUCAAGACUGGGACAAAUUACGAGGACCUCGCUCACGGACUCAACCUCUGUGAGGUUCCCCAGAACACCAGCGAUCUCGACUUCAUUUACCAGACACAGAUCCUCAAUGCGUACACGGCCAACUCUCAGUUCAGCUACGGAGUACUGCCGGGGAUCCCAGGGCUGACAGCCAACCCUUUCAACGAAGCCCUCAAUCUGACCCUCGAGGCCAAUGGUACCUUUGAAGUCCUCAAUGCCAGCCUCUCGGUACUUUUCAAGGGCUCUUGUGUAGACUGGACGGGAGAAAACGCAUUCGACUUGGCCGGCGCCGAGCAGGUACCCUUUCAGUACUUGGAAUGUCGAUACUUCCCCAUCUCAGCAGAUCUGGUGACCAACGGCACUAUCUUCCCUGCUGCAUCCCUCGGUUAUAGCAACAACCGUGCCCAAUUCUGCUCAGAGACCUACAACAUGACCAUUCCUACCCUACAGGAACUGUCGACGGAGUAUCACUUCACCUCCAACGACCUGCUGGCGGCGACCCACCUGCUUUUCACAUUCGGAACUCUCGAUCCUGUCUCUAGCUGGGCGCCGUGGGAGCUGUACCAGAGGAUGACUCCCAACCGCAAUGCUUCAAGUCUGAUCGUCGUCCCGGAGGGAGGCCACACGGAGGAUUCUUUCAAUCCAAGCUUCUUGACCAAGCCUGGCGUUCUUCAGGCGCAGAAAUUCGAGCUCGAAUAUAUCAAAGAAUGGCUUGGCAUUACCGCCUACUGA